UGGACUUUGCUGGAUGCUGUUUUUGAUAGCAGACUCCAGUGGGGCUUUAGCUCUGUCGCCCAAACCUGCGUCAGCUGAGGAACGUCAUUUUGCUUCUCGAAUUGGCACAAAUUAACCGAGUUGCAUCUUUGGCUCCUUAUUUUGCUAGAGCCUGUGUUCACGUUGCUCUUGUUUUCCUGUCACUGCUGAGGGCUCCAGAGAACUGGCAAAGUGAACAAUGGCUCUGCCAAGUAAAGUGCUGAACGAGAUACGGCAGGGAGAAGGUUCCCAACCUGGAACGUAAUAACGGGCAAAGCAACAAAUCUGAGCAGCGGGCUUCCUUCUCGGUUGCUGGAGCGAACUUGGACUUCAUCAGUGAUGUUGAGGCAGCAGCAUGGGGUGCACUGCUGCAUUUCCUUCCCUCUGUCUUCCUCCAUCUGCUCCUCCCAACCAGGCCCCAUUGCCCAAUUACUCCCAGUAAUCCCUUUGUAUUAAUUGCAUAAUCCAAAAUGGGGUAGGUGUGUUGUUUUCUUGGCAACAGACUCUGCUGAGUAGACUCUUUCCUCUCUUGUAAAUGCCAAAUGACUGUAUAAGGACUCUUGCUUCAACCUGGAGGCUCUGUUCGCAGUGAACAUAAAUUGAAAUUGCAGAUGACGGAGCAUAUGAUCCUGUCUUGCAAACCCCUCCUAUGUACGGGAGUGCUCCCUGCAGUGCGCUUCCCGCUGUUAGUCCCACGCUUCGAAGCGUCCCCCCUGCUGUUCGGAGCAUGCAGUGCAUUACAGGGUGUAGGAGCAUGCCUGGUUCUUUAGAAAACAGUCAAUUAAUUGUUUUUGUUCUUUGAUUUCCAGUUUGCAAGAGCAUGGACAUCCGGAACAACCUGACCCGGCUCAAUAUGCUGGAGAACUGCACUGUGAUUGAGGGCCACUUGCAAAUAUUACUGAUGUUCAAAACCAAGCCUGAAGAUUUCCGUGAGCUCAGCUUUCCCAAACUGACUAUGAUUACAGACUACUUACUGCUUUUUCGGGUUUAUGGCCUUGAAAGUUUAAAGGGGCUUUUCCCCAACCUCACUGUGAUUCGAGGAACUCAUCUCUUCUUUAACUAUGCUUUGGUCAUAUUCGAGAUGGUUCACUUGAAAGAGAUAGGCCUUUAUAACCUGAUGAACAUUACUCGAGGUGCUGUGCGGAUUGAGAAGAACAAUGAACUGUGUUACUUGUCCACAAUUGACUGGUCAAGAAUCUUGGACUCCGUGGAAGACAACUACAUCGUUGCUAACAAGGAUGAUAAAGAGGAGUGUGGAGAUGUGUGUCCAGGAACUGUGAAAGGAAAGAGCAACUGCCCACCUACUGUAAUAAACGGCAUCUUCAUCGAGCGCUGCUGGACCCACGAUCGCUGUCAGAGAGUUUGUCCUACCGCUUGCAAGUCUCAAGGCUGCACCUCGGACGGACGGUGCUGCCACCGCGAGUGCCUGGGCGACUGCGCCGAGCCCAACAGUCCUGAAAAGUGUGUGGCUUGUCGCAAUUUUUACCUCAACGGCACGUGUGUGGAGACCUGCCCGCCCAGCUACUACCGGUUCGAGGGCUGGCGCUGUGUGACCUUCAGCUUCUGCCAGGACCUGCACAACAAGUGCAAGAACGCCAGGGAGUCGGGGUGCCACGUCAUCCACAACAACGAGUGCGUGCACGAGUGUCCCUCUGGCUACACCAUGAACUCCAGCAACCUGCAUUGCACCCCCUGUGCGGGGCCCUGCCCCAAGGUGUGCGACUUUGGCAAGGAGAAGACCAUCGAUUCGGUGACGUCGGCACAGGAGCUCCGUGGCUGCACCAUCAUUAAUGGAAGCUUAGUCAUAAACAUCCGUGGGGGAAAUAACAUAGCAGCUGAGCUAGAAGCAAAUCUUGGCUUGGUUGAAGAAAUCUCAGGGUACCUAAAAAUUCGACGCUCCUAUGCCUUGGUUUCUCUCUCUUUCUUUCGUAAACUGCAUCUGAUUAAAGGGGAGACGCUAGAAGCUGGGAAUUACUCCUUCUACGCCCUGGACAAUCAGAACCUGCGCCAGCUCUGGGACUGGAGCAAGCACAACCUCACCAUUGCACGGGGGAAGCUCUUCUUCCACUACAACCCCAAACUGUGCUUAUCCGAAAUCCACAAAAUGGAGGAGAUCUCUGGGACUAAGGGACGUCAGGAGAGGAACGACAUAGCCCUGAAGACGAAUGGCGACCAGGCCUCUUGUGAGAAUGAGCUGCUGAAAUUCUCUUUCAUCAGAACGUCCCACGACAAGAUCUUGCUGAGGUGGGAGCCGUACUGGCCCCCUGACUUCCGUGAUCUCCUGGGAUUUAUGCUCUUCUACAAAGAAGCUCCCUAUCAGAAUGUGACGGAAUUUGAUGGCCAAGACGCCUGCGGAUCCAACAGCUGGACAGUGCUCGAUGUUGACCCUCCCCUGCGGUCAAAUGAGCCAAAAACACAGAGCCACCCGGGCUGGCUGCUGCGUGGCCUGAAGCCCUGGACACAGUAUGCCGUGUUUGUGAAAACGCUGGUCACCUUCUCAGACGAGAGGAGAACCUAUGGAGCCAAGAGUGAAAUUAUCUAUGUGCAGACAAAUGCCACAGUUCCCUCAGUCCCGUUAGAUCCAAUAUCGGUUUCCAACUCCUCGUCCCAGAUCAUUCUGAAGUGGAAGCCACCCUCGGAGCCCAAUGGGAACAUUACGCACUACCUGGUGUACUGGCAGCAGCAGUCUGAGGACAGCGAGCUGUACGAGCUCGAUUACUGCCUGAAGGGUUUAAAAUUGCCCUCAAGGACGUGGUCUCCCCCUUUUGAGUCUGAAGACCCUCAGAAAUACAAUCAAAGCGAAAGCGAGGAGGUCAGUGGGGAGUGCUGCUCCUGCCCGAAGACGGACUCUCAGAUCCAGAAGGAGCUGGAGGAGUCUGCCUUCCGCAAGACGUUCGAGAACUAUCUGCACAACGAGGUCUUCGUCCCCAGGCCGUCGAGAAAACGGAGAGACCUUGGCACCGUGGCAAAUGCCACUGUGGUGAUGCCCACCAUCACCUCCUCACCAAACACCUCUGCUGCAGCCACUGGGAACACGGAGGAGCAGAAGCCUUUUGAGAGAGUGAUGUUUAAGGAGUCCACGGUUAUCUCAGGUCUGCGGCAUUUUACUGGGUAUCGUAUUGAACUGCAUGCUUGUAACCACGAUGCCCAGGAGUCCCGGUGCAGUGUCGCAGCCUACGUCAGUGCCAGAACCAUGCCGGAAGCUAAAGCAGAUGACAUCGUGGGUCCAGUGAGCCAUGAACUGGUGGAAAAAAAUGCUGUUCAUUUGAAGUGGCAGGAGCCAAAGGAGCCAAAUGGGCUGAUCGUGCUGUAUGAAGUGAAUUAUGGACGUCUUGGGGAAUCAGAGGAAGCGCACUACUGUGUCUCCCGUAAGCAGUUUGCCAGUGAGCAGGGCUGUAAACUGCGUGCACUACAGCCUGGUAACUACAGCGUCCGGAUCCGAGCCACCUCGCUGGCAGGCAACGGGUCGUGGACAGAGCCGACUUACUUCUACGUGGCUGACUAUUUGAAUGCCCAGCCUAAUAUCGCUGUUAUUGUUGUCCCGAUCAUUUUUGCCUCAAUAAUUAUUGGAGCUAUUGGCAUUGUGUACGUGCUUGUGAAAAAGAGACAAACCGAAGGACCAACUGGGCCUCUCUACGCUUCUUCUAACCCAGAGUACCUCAGCGCCAGCGACGUUUAUGUCCCCGAUGAAUGGGAAGUGGCCCGAGACAAGAUUGCCCUCCUCCGUGAGCUGGGUCAAGGCUCCUUUGGGAUGGUGUAUGAAGGGAUCGCCAAAGACAUCGUGAAAGGGGAGCCGGAGACCCGGGUCGCCGUGAAAACCGUGAACGAAUCUGCCAGUCUUCGGGAGCGCAUCGAGUUUCUGAACGAAGCUUCAGUCAUGAAAGGGUUCAGUUGCCAUCAUGUGGUGCGUCUCCUAGGGGUGGUCUCCAAAGGCCAGCCUACGCUGGUUGUCAUGGAGCUGAUGGCACAUGGAGAUAUGAAAAGCUACCUGCGUUCCCUGAGACCUGAUGCUGAGAAUAACCCUGGCCGUCCCCCACCAACUCUCAGGGAGAUGAUACAGAUGGCUGCAGAGAUUGCUGAUGGUAUGGCUUAUCUGAAUGCCAAAAAAUUUGUCCACCGAGACCUGGCAGCUCGUAAUUGCAUGGUUGCAGAAGACUUUACUGUAAAAAUUGGAGACUUCGGCAUGACCAGAGACAUCUACGAGACCGAUUAUUACCGUAAGGGAGGCAAAGGACUGCUGCCUGUGAGGUGGAUGGCGCCCGAGUCGCUGAAGGAUGGCGUCUUUACUACUUACUCAGAUGUGUGGUCAUUCGGAGUUGUGCUUUGGGAGAUAAGUAGCUUGGCGGAGCAGCCGUACCAGGGACUGUCCAACGAACAGGUGCUAAAAUUUGUAAUGGACGGAGGGUACCUGGAUCAGCCAGACAACUGUCCAGAGCGACUGCACAGACUGAUGCAGAUGUGCUGGCAGUACAACCCCAGGAUGCGCCCCACCUUUAUUGAGAUCAUUGAGAUGCUGAAGGAGGACCUCCACCCCAGCUUCCAGGAGGUCUCAUUCUUCUACAGUGAAGAAAAUAAACCUCCGGACACGGAGGAGUUUGAGAUGGACUUUGAGAACAUGGAGAGCAUUCCCCUGGACCCCUCAUCGUACUCGCAGAGGGACAAAGUCCUGGGGCGGGACAAUGGGCCCUCCAUGGGCCUCAAGGGGAACUACGAAGAGCACAUACCUUACACUCACAUGAACGGCGGCAAGAAGAACGGGCGGAUUCUCUCCAUGCCUCGGUCAAGCCCCUCCUAACACUUUCUGUUUGGCCCAAGGGUUGUGUCAACGCUUUUCCCCUCCACAGAUCUCAGGACUCUUGUUGUUGCUGCCACAGUGCAUGACACGCAUCUACAAACUCUUUCUUCAGAUUUUUAAUCAUCCAGCGAUUAAGAGACUUUUUUU
Messenger RNA from Gavialis gangeticus (Gharial), 4960 nucleotides. It is a transcript of the gene INSR, whose product is annotated as insulin receptor. NCBI's taxonomy places the organism in Eukaryota, Metazoa, Chordata, Crocodylia, Gavialidae. The record is from RefSeq and is a predicted model, not a curated record. Gene Ontology annotation, cellular component: insulin receptor complex; membrane; axon. Bases 839 to 4813 code for a protein of 1324 amino acids. The transcript is spliced from 20 exons. Gene Ontology annotation, biological process: positive regulation of kinase activity; cell surface receptor protein tyrosine kinase signaling pathway; glucose homeostasis. Gene Ontology annotation, molecular function: insulin receptor activity; insulin receptor substrate binding; ATP binding.